AACUCAGCCAACCCUGGAAAGACAACGAAAGCGCUUCCUCUCCCACAUAAUUCGAUACACUGUAUACCCUGGUCCGACGUCUGCUUGUCCCACAAGAUUAAAGAACCAUGUCCUCGUCGCCGUCUUUGUUCCCCGUCUUCGCGAAGGCUGGGUCCUUGCACUCCCUUUCUUCUUCUUCGACUUCUUCCUUCCAUUCUUCAUCUUCUUCCGCGUCCUCCCCACUCUCUUCGUCAAGAAAGCUCCCUUUCAUCCUCCUCGUUGCAUCCAUCGCCAUCUCGUCUCUGUGGGUUCCUCUGGCCGACGCUUCCUCCGCUUCUCCAGUAGCCCUUGACACCUCCACUUCAUCCCCUGUCUCACUCGUGUCCUCGACCCCUGACACCCACAUUCAAUUUCAGGACUCAGAGGAAGCAUACGUUCCUGCCGUCGCUGAACUACUCCCUGGCGUGCAACUCCACAAGCGCGCCCCUCCUCAACCCUCACCAGCCGUAACCACCACUGACGCAGCUUCAAAACCAACAAAGAUUAAGAGCCCCCCCACCAACACCAACAGCAGUGGCGCCCCCAAGCCGACCAUGUCCUCUACCGCGACUGGCACAGCCACUCCGACACCCACUGCGCUUCCCGACUCUAAAGGUGAUACGGCACUUUUUGGCAAGCCCUCUGUCAUCGCUGGCUACAACCUCACCACCGGCAUCCUCAUUUACAGUGCGUUCAUGAUCCUCUUCGUGGCUGCUAUCGGAUCAGCCACCUGGCGACGCGCCAAAUACCGCAACCAGUUUCGACUGCAGCAGCAAAGGAAUCUGGAGGGCGGUCGGGUCAAUGGUGAUAAGGGGUCCAAGAAAGGAGGCGGAGAUUCCGAAUUGAGUGACGCCGCCCUGUUUAAACAAGCCUCCAUCAGCAAGCGGGCCUUGAUGAAGGAUGUCGGACCCGGCGGCGUCCUGGCUGCGAAUGAGGUUACACGGAACAAAAUCGCUGCCGCAAAUGGAGCAGGACGUUCGUUUGAUGAUCGGAGUGACUAUGAUCAACAGUCUGGACAAGGCGUUCGUUUUGGCGAAGGCACUGGCAACGGCAGGUCCACUGGUCGCGCCGGAGGCAUGAAGAAACCCAAUCGAGACGAUAUAAACCAAGGUGCCUAUGAGAUGAACUCGUAUGGACAUCUGAACGGCCCUCUUUCGUCGUAUCAGGACAAUCAGGAUACCACGGAUUACAGUCGCCCACCAAUGACCGAAUCCGCCGACCCCUACUAUUCUUCUGGAAGCUCAAAUUCCGGCUACCUGGACCAGAUUGACGAUCAUCACUACAGCUCUGCGGGUGGUCAUAAUCCUCAAAAACCCAAGCCUGCCCAUCACAGACAUCAAUCCCAGCAAGAUUCAAUUUCGACCGCAGCAUCGUCCUCACCUCAGCCUCAAUAUCAGCAGCCCACGUAUGUCCAGCGUACAAAUUCAAGCCGUAUGCCCCAGAAGGAGCUGCAUGAUGGAAAUAAUAACUACAGGAGCAAUUCCGGACGUCGUGCAGGGACCACAACUUCAACUAGGGGUUUGGACAACAACAAUGGCCAACUAUCAAGGAUAGCCACUCAAGGAAUCUUAGAUCGCGCAGGAUCUGGCAAUUCUGGAACUGGUUCCCCUCUGGAUGGCGGUAUGUCGCGUGCAGGAAGCAAUGCGAGCUCAAACCGGACGCGUGUUGCAGCUAGUCCAACACAGUCGCACCCAACCCCGAUUGCACGUUCCAACAGCACGCGUUUACCACCUUCAAUGCGUGUUGGCACACCUCAGCUUCAACUCUCGAGUCUUAGCCAACAGACUAACAACCAUGACUACAUGUAAACCUGUGGAGCCGGUUCAUAUACCUUGGAUAAUUUUAUGAGGACUGGUACUCCACAGACUCUCGAAGCCUUAUGGUACAUUACAUGCCAAAUAGAAUACUUAUAGACUUACGAGCUCUUCUCGAUAUUUGCCUCCCCGCUACAUCAUCUCACCUAAAAGCAUAGCAUCUGCCAAAAAAAUAUACAUGCAUAUAAAUCCCAGCUAGUCUUGUAAAUGCAUCAAAGAUGUUAUUUAUAGA
Messenger RNA from Gamsiella multidivaricata, 2064 nucleotides. RefSeq lists its product as uncharacterized. NCBI's taxonomy places the organism in Eukaryota, Fungi, Mortierellomycota, Mortierellomycetes, Mortierellales, Mortierellaceae. The record is from RefSeq and is a predicted model, not a curated record. The transcript has 2 exons. The coding region runs from base 108 to 1826 and encodes 572 amino acids.